GUUCUUUUUUCCAGACUUUGCACGGUAGUCAUCGCACAUUACCUUUUGAGCACGCUCCUGCCAUACAGCCGCGUGCCGACUAUUGUGAGCGCUGUUCUUGCGAGCUCUGCGAUCUCGCAAUCCUCCAUGUUUCUGCGUCUGAGACAGCGUCUUACCUCGCUGGCCGCUGGUCCGGCCGCCGUGUCCCAUGACAGUUCUCGCUCGCAGCUGCUACGUGCUGUCAAUGAGAUGCGCCAGUACCUUGCGCGCGGCAAGGCCUGGAAUGAGAAGAAGCGCCAACUGUACAAAACCAUGUCCUGGAGACAGCAAAAGAUCAUUGCGCAGACGGGCUACCAGGCCAAGAUGAACAAGGUCGACGCGACGCUGGCCGAAAAUUACAGGCUGAUUCAGGAUUGUGUUACCCGGACAGUGCGCGAGCACAACAUCUCGACGCUCGAGCUCAAACUCGCCGCCGACCAGGCCAGACUCAGCCCGCAGACAGAUCACCACAGAGUCAUAGAGGGCCUCUGCCACUUUGCACGUGAUUGGUCGCCUGCGUUCGACCGCGAGGUCGUGCCCAUUAUCGACUAUAUCAGGACACAGCUCGCGCGGCUGGACCUUGCCAAAACCACGGUGGUGGUGCCUGGCUCGGGACUCGGCCGCGUUGCGCACGAAAUUGCAGAGCUGGGCGCCAAGGAGGUCGUCUCCGUGGAGUACUCUUGGUACAUGCUGCUGCUGAACGAGUUUGUCUACGCAGACAAACCUAGACGCUACCAGGUGUACCCGUACGUGCACAACUACUCCAACCACGUGGCGACACAGAACCAGUUCCGCGCAGUUGAGCUGCGGCAGCGCGCCAGACCGGCCAACCUCAAUGUGCAACAGGGCGACUUCACCAGCUUCACGGCAGCACGGCUUCGGCACGAGCCGCACCACGUGGCUAUAGUCACGUGCUUCUUCCUCGACACGGCGGAGAACCUGAUGGACUAUUUUGACGCUGUGACGCGCGUGGCGGACGCGGCGCGCGGCGACGUGCUGUGGAUCAACGUGGGGCCGCUCAAGUACGGCACGGCAGCCAAAGCCGAGCUGUCGCACGAGGAGAUCUGCAAGCUGCGCCGUGUUUGCGGGUGGCAGCUCGUGGACGAGCGUCCUGACCCGGAGAUUCUUGGCUACCUGACCGACACGGAGGGCCUGUGGCAGGGCUACUACGGUGUGAAGAUGUGGACGUGCAAGCGUGCCCCCGAAAUUAUGUAAAUAAUCAACAACAUCUGUGUAUCUAUUUAUGCAGCUUAUCUGACUUGAGCUCGUUGAUCUGCAGCUUUUUGUCGGUUCCGCCCGAAAGCAAGCCGAUUUCUGCGUUCCAGUCGACGGCCAGCACCUUGGCGUGAUCGCCGCUCUCUCUGUCGAUGGUAUAGAUGCUCUUGUUGGCGCGGAUGUCCCAGAUCUUGGCGGUGCCAUCGUGCGACCCGGACACCAAAGUGUACUCGUUGUCUGUGGUGGCCAAGGACACAACAAAGUUCUUAUGGCCCACCAACUGCGUGGUGGUGACUUUCUCUGCGCGUGGGUCGUGUAGAUUGAUGUGUCUGGCGGCGGAGCCCGUGGCAAGCAGCCCGACACGCGGCAGAGCCACCAGGCUGAGCAGCGCGAAGUUCGUGUGUCUCGUGUCGAUGCAGCGCGCCGUGACGAGGUCCCAUGUUCUCACUGUGUGGUCCUGCGACGCCGAGUACGCCACGGUGUCGUCUUCAUCGAAACAGACGGCCUCGACGGGACCCUGGUGUGCCUCCAAAAUCGCCAGUGGUGCUUUGCGUCGGAUCGACGCGUCGCCGACGGCGAGUUUGAGACGCUUGCGCGACGCCGACGACAAGUUGUUCUCUGCUCCCUGCUCCAUCGGCUGGGUGGUGUGCAUCUCCUUGGCGUUGGUAGACCACAGGGCCAGGCUGCGGUCGUACGAGGCCGACAAAAUGCGCGUGUUGCGCACGGCAAGCGCUGCUACCACGUCCUUGUGGUACUCCAGAAUGGCGUUGGUGCGCCCGUUCUGGGUCUCCUUGUCGACUUCCUCGUCGCCAACGACGCUGGCCUUCCACAGCCGCAGCGAGCGAUCCAUGCCGGCGGAAACAAAGCGCGACGGGCUGAUGAACUUGACGGCUUUGACGGCGGCUUGAUGGCCCACCAGCUGGGUUUCGACUUUGCCGGAAGCGUUGUAGAUCCGCACGACGCCGUCGUACGAGCCCGUCAGGAUUUUUGGCGCGGUGCGCACCUCACCUUCAGGGCCAGCAAGACUCAUGGACCCGACAGAGUCUAUCGCAGAGACCCAGUCAUCGUUGUUGAAGCUGGCAAGAAACUGUGGUGGCAACACGGCACGCGUGUAUUCAAUGUCCAAAAAAUGCUCGCUCGAUAGCCCAUUGGCCACUAAAUAGUCCUCGACACUGCCUUUCAGAAGAGUACCGUCGAUCAGGAAGUCGAAUGGGACCGGCUGCUCCAGGCCGACUAGAUGGUUCACGAUCUCCGACAGACCGUACCUUUUGAGCGAUAUUGGCACAACCACAGGGUUGCCGGGACAGUGGAGCGACUCAUCCUCGUCUCUCGUGAAAAAGCGGACCUUUAUCUGCGAAGCCAUAAAAUAAGUUUUUUUUUUUCAGAUUUUUUUAAAAUUAAUUUUUUUAAGCCGCAGGUCGUGCACGAAACUCGAACCGCAG
Messenger RNA from Ogataea polymorpha, 2675 nucleotides. RefSeq lists its product as uncharacterized. The transcript has a single exon. NCBI's taxonomy places the organism in Eukaryota, Fungi, Ascomycota, Pichiomycetes, Pichiales, Pichiaceae. The record is from RefSeq and is a predicted model, not a curated record. Gene Ontology annotation, molecular function: S-adenosylmethionine-dependent methyltransferase activity. Bases 127 to 1233 code for a protein of 368 amino acids.